Messenger RNA from Monopterus albus (swamp eel), 5472 nucleotides. It is a transcript of the gene nfat5b, whose product is annotated as nuclear factor of activated T cells 5b. Gene Ontology annotation, molecular function: transcription factor binding; DNA-binding transcription factor activity, RNA polymerase II-specific; RNA polymerase II cis-regulatory region sequence-specific DNA binding. The transcript has 13 exons. Bases 213 to 4100 code for a protein of 1295 amino acids. Gene Ontology annotation, cellular component: transcription regulator complex. The record is from RefSeq and is a predicted model, not a curated record. Lineage: Eukaryota; Metazoa; Chordata; Actinopteri; Synbranchiformes; Synbranchidae. Gene Ontology annotation, biological process: regulation of transcription by RNA polymerase II; cytokine production; calcineurin-NFAT signaling cascade.
AGCUCGUCCACUGACAACAAACGUGCGUCGUAGCUGGACCGAGGAGGGACUCAGCAGGCAGUAAACCAGUUAGAACGGCUGGGUUAAGUUAGUGACUGCGCUGGUCUGAUAAUAAGUUUAAGGUUUUGCCAGUUACAGAGAAAGUAAUAUCGCUCGGCAACUUCAGGUUGUGUCAGACUGAGGGUGUCCGGUUUCCUCGCUGAGGGACUGCGAUGACCUCUGAUUUUAUCUCCAUUUUCAGUGAUGACCUCGGCCUGAAUUUUCCCAGACCGUUGCACCCUAAAGAAACAGCGUAUGACCUUCUGCCCAGAGAGUUUCAGCUGCCUUCGUCUACUCAACUGAACCCAAAGGUCAUGAGUCAAAAAAGCGGUGGAGAGGCAGAGCCUCCAUCUUCAGCUUCUCUAGCAUCAGACACCAUGUCCAGUUCUAUGACCAUGGAAGGCCCCCGCAGUGCUUUGUCCACCUCUUCCAUCUCUACCGGCACUUCACCCACUGACCAGAAUCCAGUUCACAGCAAUAUUGGUGACCCAGUGGACACCCGGAGUACCAGAGUAGUACCAGAAGUUGUGGAAGUAGAAAGUUCAAAAGGUAACGGCAACAGCAGCGGUAACUGCAGGAGUAGCAGUGAGCUGGGAGAAGGAGGAGGUGGAACAUCCCAGGAGGCCCAACUGCAUCACCAGAUGACCCCAUCUAAGCGCCGCACUGAACUGAACAUCUCUCCACCUCCACACGACCUGUUUGAUGAUAGCCAUAUGUCCUGCCAGGAUGAAGCAUCUGCAGACUCAGAGCAGAGUAACAGCAUCUGGCUGGAUGACUCUCUGUCCAACUUUAGUAUCAUGAGCUGUGUCACUUACAAUGACAACACAGAGGUGCCAAGAAAGUCCCGCAAACGUACCCCUCGUCAGAGGCCUGGUCCUAAGUCUGUGCCUGCAGAGCAAGCCAACAUGGAUAUGUUUGAUGCAGACAGUGCCAAAGGUCCACACUUUGUCCUGUCACAGCUAGGAUCUGACAACAAGACAGGACCAAAAGGAAGCUCGGAUGAUGCUCAGACAACUAAGCAGAAAGGAGGAACUCUUUUGAUGCAAUAUCCACAGAAGAGUGAAGGGAAGGAGCUGAAGAUCCUUGUCCAGCCUGAAGCUCAGCACCGAGCCCGCUAUCUGACUGAAGGCAGCAGAGGCUCCGUGAAGGACCGCACUCAGCAGGGAUUCCCCACUGUAAAGCUCGAGGGUGUGAAUGAGCCAGUGGUGUUGCAGGUAUUUGUGGGAAAUGACACUGGGCGUGUGAAGCCUCAUGGAUUUUACCAAGCUUGCAGGGUAACUGGUCGCAACACCACAGCCUGCAAGGAGGUGGACAUUGAUGGCACAACUGUCAUUGAGGUGCCCCUUGAUCCAAGCACCAACAUGACACUAGCGGUGGACUGUGUUGGGAUUUUGAAGCUCCGUAAUGCUGAUGUUGAGGCUCGUAUUGGUGUGGCUGGGUCAAAGAAGAAGAGCACACGCGCUCGGCUGGUGUUUCGGGUCAACAUCUCACGUCCAGAUGGAUCAGUGUACACACUACAGACUUCCUCAUCUCCGAUCCUUUGCACCCAGCCUGCAGGAGUGCCUGAAAUCCUGAAGAAGUCACUACACAGUUGUUCAGUGAGAGGCAGAGAAGAAGUCUUCAUCAUUGGCAAAAACUUUCUUAAAGACACCAAAGUAAUAUUUCAUGAGAAUGUUUCUGAUGAAAAAUCAUGGAAGGCAGAGGCUGAAAUUGACAUGGAGUUCUUUCACCAGAAUCACUUGAUAGUGAAGGUUCCUCCGUACCAGAACCAAGCCAUCAGCUCUGCAGUGUGCGUGGGAAUCUAUGUGGUGACAAAUGCUGGAAGAUCCCAUGAUGUUCAGCCUUUUACCUACACUCCAGAUCCAGCAAAACAUGAUGCUCCUGUGAAAAAAGAGACGCCAUCUUCAGUGAAGACUUGUUCUUUUGAUGAACAGAUUAAAGUUCUAGAUGGUACCUUGAUGCCCUUGAUGUUGCCUUUAGUGAAGAGAGAAGAUGUCACUCCAAUGGAGGUGACCAGCAACCUACAGUCAUCUGGAGUAUUUAAGCAGUCUGAUGACCUGUGUCCAGCCCAGCAGAACUCAGACAUGACUGCAGGACAUCUAAAUAAAAACAGAAUCUCCAACAACCUGACUCACCCUUCAGGCGACCCUGACAAAGGCCAGGCUUCUGUUUUUACCAACACUGAGUCCUUAAGCACCAUCCAGAAGCAGGAUAUUGCUGUCACUAGCUCAUUCUCUGUGCCUGCAGACCCCCUGCUCCAGCAAGGCCCACAGCAGUUCCUUCUGGAGCCCCGAGAAGGCCUGGGGCAGGAGAGGCCUGGCAGUGGCUCUGCAGCUGUAGGGAGGCUGUGUGGAGAACCUACACCCCAACAGCAACAGAUGCCCUUGUUCCCUCCAGAUGAAGUGGCCCAGUUGGAGGAGGCAGUGAGACAACUUAAAGCGAAAGGGUUCUGUAGCUUACCACUUCAGUCUGACAACUCCAUGGUCAAACAGCAGCAGCAGCAUAUCCAGCACCAACAACAGAUCCAAGAACAGGAAAUUCAGCAGCAACAACAGCAGCUUCAGCAGCAGCAACAGCAGCAGCAGGUUUUGGAGAAUCUACAGCAGCAGCUGUUUCAGUCACAGAUUCAGAUGCAGUGCAGUAUGUUUCAGGAUACCUCCCAGGGCAAGAACUCAGAACAGCAGGGCUCAUCACAAGGAGCUGUAGCAAACCAGGGGUCUCUUUUCCAGCAGGCCCAGCAGCAGCAGCAACAUCAACAACAGCAAGCAGCUCUGUUUCAGCAGGCAAAUGACCUGCUUUCUGUUCAGACCAAAUUUCUCCAACAGACUCCCUCUCAUCCUUCACCUCCCAUGUUCCACAAUCCCAGCUCUUUGGCUGAAACCCAAGAUUCACAGGGGGCUCUGUUUCAAAAAGCCUCUCAGGAGCAGGUCCAGGCUGCUCUCUUCCAAAACACCAUGACAGUAUUACAGUCUACAGAGCAACAACCCUCAACCCCUGGACUUUUCCUGCCCCAGACCCCACUGCCCACUCAGCUUACAGCCAGUAGUUCUCAACAACAACAGCAACAGCAGCAGCAACUAGCCUUCCUCAGUGCAAUACAGUCUCCUGCCCCUGAACCACAGUCAGUUUUUCAGUCUCAGACCCAGCUCUCCCCCAUCCAGCAGAGAAGCCCCAUGGAGCAGCAGCAGCCCUCCCAGCCUCAGUCCCAUGCACAGCCAGCCCAGCAGGCUGCCAUGUUUCAGAACAUCUCUGCACAUCCAUCUGCAAACACACUCUCUCCAGGCCAGCAGCAGCAGCAACAGCAGGCUGGCCUACUGUUCUGCAACAACCCCCUAUCCACACCAGACCGGGCCUCCAGCCUCCUGUUCAGCAGCCAAGGCCAGAUGCCUCCUUUGACUGGCAGCAAUCUAGUUUCUCAAGAGCCCCAAAACCCCUCUCUGCUCUUUUCCCAAACCAGCAUGGUGACAGUAGACCAGCAGGAUCACUCUGAGCCCAUGGCCUUAGGGAACCUCUCUGACUCACGACAGCAAGUUUUGUUUCAGGAGCAACAGCCAAUGCAGCUGGGCAGCAGCUCAAACAACCGGCAACCAGUUGGUCUCUUCAUGCCGCAGUCCAACAUUGCCUCACUGCAGGGGGGACUGGCUCGAGAGCUUGCACAGUCAGCCAUGUUUGCCUCACAGAACAGCGUGGCAAACCUGCAGACGACCACCUCUUCCCCAGUUCAGCAGCCAGGAAGUCUAUUUCAGACCGCUGUGAGUGGGAGCAUCAGUCAGCCCAGCCAGCCUCAACAAACUAGCCUGUUCCUUUUUGGGAUUCAGAAUGAAUGUGGCCAGUUGAUGAACACUCCUGGAAACACGCUGUCAGAUCAGAUAAUAGCCAUCAGCCAGUCUGGUCAGAACCAAAGAGAGAAUGACGUACCCAUCCAGUCCCUGCUCAACCAGUCCUUGUCUCAGGCUGGGGCUGUGCAGAACAGCAUGUCUGCCUCUCAGAACAUGGAGAAGAUUGAUGACCUGCUGGUCAGCCUGCAGGAGUCAGGCAGCAACUUAACUCGUUCAUACUAAUCUUUAUAUAGGUUAAUGGAUUUGUUUUUACUCUUUUUUUUUUUAACUCAUAAUAUCUGGAGCAAUGGUUAAAUAUAGACAAAAAAGCCAAAAUGUUACAUGGAAGUAAACAUUUCUGAAUUAGCCCUGCUUCAUGAAGUUUGAGACAAGCUGAGCAUUAUGUGCUUAUACUUGCCUUACUCAGAUGUGAUGUUAUAUGAUGUAGUCUCCUUCAAAGCAGAAUUUAUUAGGAAAGAAAUGUGAAGAUGAGCUAGACAUUGUAAAGUCCCGCUAGCCUUGCAGAGCCUCUUCCCACAAAAGUGCCAUAAAUAAUAAUGAUCAUAAAGACAAACUGGACAAAUUAAUAUCCAGAUAGUGAGACAGGAGUUUGGUUUAGGAUUGUCUUGACUGAGCAGGUUGGCCAAGAAAAGCGAAUGUCUCGCACUAAUGUCUGACUGACUGACUCCCCAUUGUUAAAGCAUUUGUGUUAAAAAUGAGAUGGACUCCAGGUGAGAACAGUGUGAAAAACCUGUCAUUACUAUCGGAUGAGAGAAGGGGAAUUUGACCAUUUUCUUUCAGGCAGUAACUUAUCACACUUGGAAUUCAUUUAGCUCUUUAAGUUUUGUUUGUAUCUCUAAGCAGGUUGUCAGCGAUGUUAUCUGCAGCGUCUUUAAGUUCUCAUGGAGUUUUCUAUGAUGUUCUCCAAAGUAUUAGGUAGUUUCCAUUAAUACUUCUUUUGUAUUUUUACUGCACGGAGGGCAGGGUAUGUGCUAUGGCAGGACGUUUUGGGCAGACUGGUAUGAAUGGUCGAAUACAUCAAAGAUGUUAACGUCAACGGCUAUUGGCAUGGUUUGAAAUGAUUCUAAAAUGACCCGGCAGUGCAGAAAAUGUAUUGAAAAAGCUUAGAUGGGUCAAGAGCAGGCAGAGAAAUGAAAGGUAGAAGAGCUGAGAUGCAGGAAUGAAUAGUAAAGUGUUCUGCACUAAUCUGAUGUGUAGUCUCAAAAGUGAACAUUAUAUUUGUGGGUGCAAUGUUGUUGCAGCUAGCUUGCACCUGAUAAUGAAAGAAACUGUAAAACUAUGAAAUAUAGUUAUGUACUAUCUUUUGCUCUAUGAGGAAAACUUGGCUAAAUUAAGUCUAAUCUGGACUUAACUGACAGAGAAACAUCUAUAAAAGAAUAUUCGUAGUUCAUCCAGCAGCUGUCAUUGUGGCGGUGAAGAUGGUCACCUCCAGCUGUGAAACACAUCUUUCAAUAUUAGAUUCUUUGCUGUUUCCAGCAUUGUACACACUGCUCUUUGGUAGGUAAGCAUGCUAAAGUCAAUGACUACUUUUUAUAACAGAUUUUCCUUUUAAUACAGUUCAAAGAGAUUAAUCUUUCCAGAAAAUGUGGUUAUA